AUGGUACACAGGCUGGCUGCAGACUGCUGUCUGCAUGGCGGGUCCUGUCGCACCGAGGGUGGGUCCUGCCAGUGUCCUGCCGGCUACUCGGGCCACCGCUGCGAGCGAGUGUCCUGCGAGCCUAGCUGUCUGCAUGGCGGGACCUGCGAGCAUCCUGGCAUCUGCCUCUGUCCGCCGCAGUACUCUGGCCCGCGCUGCGAGCUCCCGGCGUGCGGGGGCGGCUGCCUGCACGGCGGCUCGUGCGUGGCCCCCGGGCUGUGCGCGUGCGGGGGCGGCCACGAGGGGCGGCGCUGUGAGGCCUCCAGGUGCGCUAUGCCCUGCCAGCACGGCGGCCGCUGCGCCGGGCCCGGACUCUGCUCGUGUCCCUCGGGCUGGGCCGGCCCCGACUGCAGCGCGCCCGUGUGUGAGCCGCCCUGCAGACACGGGGGCCAGUGCGAGGGACCGCAGCUGUGCCGCUGCCCCAGGGGAACCAGCGGCGCCUACUGCCAGACCUGUGAGUGCCCUGUCGCCAUCUGCCCGCGUCGGGAAGCCUGA
Messenger RNA from Bacillus rossius redtenbacheri, 534 nucleotides. RefSeq names its product wnt inhibitory factor 1-like. NCBI's taxonomy places the organism in Eukaryota, Metazoa, Arthropoda, Insecta, Phasmatodea, Bacillidae. The record is from RefSeq and is a predicted model, not a curated record. The transcript has 4 exons. The coding region runs from base 1 to 534 and encodes 177 amino acids.